Messenger RNA from Macrobrachium nipponense, 789 nucleotides. The record is from the annotation of a RefSeq genome assembly. NCBI's taxonomy places the organism in Eukaryota, Metazoa, Arthropoda, Malacostraca, Decapoda, Palaemonidae.
AUGCCAAAACACGGACACCAUGCCUACCACCUAGUAGAUAUCAGACCAUGACCUCUUACCGGUUCCAUCAGAGCCAUAAUACUUACAACAGGACUUGUAAAAUGAUUCCACCAGUUUAACAUAGAUCUAUUAAUCUUAGGAGUUACAGCAACCAUCUUAACAAUAAUUCAAUGAUGACGAGAUAUUACACGAGAAGGAACUUAUCAAGGACUCCACACAUCUAAAGUAGUCAAUGGCCUACGAUGAGGAAUAAUUUUAUUUAUUACAUCAGAAGUACUAUUCUUUUUCUCAUUUUUUUGAGCCUUCUUCCACAGAAGACUUUCCCCAACAGUAGAGCUCGGAACAUGCUGACCCCCAGCAGGAAUUAACACCUUCAACCCUUUUCAAAUUCCCUUACUUAAUACAGCUAUUCUCUUAGCAUCAGGAGCUACAGUAACUUGAGCCCAUCAUGCACUUUUAGCCUCUAAUCACACACAAGCCUUACAAAGUUUAGCUUUAACAGUAGUCUUAGGUAUAUAUUUCACGGCCCUCCAAGCUAUAGAAUACUAUGAAGCACCAUUUACGAUUGCUGAUUCAGUAUAUGGAUCCACUUUUUUCGUUGCUACUGGCUUCCACGGACUCCAUGUAAUUAUUGGAUCAGGCUUCUUAUUAGUCUCCCUCUACCGACUCUACAUAUGCCAUUUUUCCUCUGCCCAUCAUUUUGGAUUCGAAGCAGCUGCCUGAUAUUGACAUUUCGUAGAUGUAGUAUGACUCUUCCUUUAUAUCUCAAUUUACUGAUGAGGAGGAUAA